GCAGGGUGUUCUUUAGAAGAUGGGGUUUCCCCCCUCAUGGGUUGCUCUGAUUAUGAGCUGUGUGACAUCUGUUAGGUUUUCCAUUAUGCUUAAUGGAAAUCCUCAACCGAGUUUUGCUCCUUUUAGGGGCCUGCGUCAGGAUGAUAGUAUCAUUUUUGCACGAGCCAAUACUCAGGAGGCGGAGUGUGUUCUUGACAUUCUGUCCACCUAUGAGCGGGCUUCUGGUCAGGUCAUUAACCUGGAUAAGUCUAUGCUCUCUGUGAGCCGCAAUGUACCUCAGAAUGGUUUUAAUGAGCUAAAGCAGCUUUUGAAUGUGAAGGCAGUUGAGGGUUUUGACAAGUAUCUUGGUUUACCCACCAUGAUUGGUAAGUCCAAGACUAGAAUUUUUAACUUUGUUAAAGAUCGUGUCUGGAAGAAGCUCAAAGGGUGGAAGGAGUCCACUCUUUCCAGAGCAGGUAGAGAGGUCUUGAUUAAGUCUGUGGUGCAAGCGAUACCUUCUUAUGUUAUGUCAUGUUUUAUUUUACCUGAUUCUCUCUGUGCAGAUAUUGAAAGGAUGGUGUCUCGAUUUUACUGGGGUGGCGAUGUCGAUAAGAGGGACCUCCAAUGGGCUAGCUGGCAAAAGUUAACUCGUUCAAAAUUUGAUGACGGACUUGGUUUUCGUGACUUUAAGUCUUUUAAUAUUGCCCUUGUGGCUAAGAAUUGGUGGAGAAUUUAUACCCAACCUGAAACUUUGCUUGCUCAAGUUUUCAAGGGGGUGUAUUUUGCGCAAGGUGAUCUACUGGGGGCCAAACGUGGCUAUCGUCCAAGCUAUGCUUGGUCUAGUAUCUUGCGGUCCAGCUGGAUUUUUCAUGAGGGGGGUCGUUGGAAAAUUGGUGAUGGUAGUCAGAUUGAUAUUCUUCAUGAUCAGUGGCUACCUCAGGGGGUACCUGUUAUAGGUAGUCAGGAUUUAAUGACUGAAUUUGGAGUGUCCAGGGUCUCUCAUUUAAUUGAUCAUACGACCAAAACUUGGAAGUAUGCUUUGGUGGAUUUUAUUUUUCACCCAGCCACUGUCUCUCAUAUCUUAAAAAUUCCUUUGCCUUUGAAUGGUAGUGUUGAUACUCUAAUGUGGCCAGAAACUGUUGAUGGCAAUUAUUGUUCCAAAUCUGGUUAUAUUUUUGUUCGCAGGAAGCUCCUUGGCGCUUGUUCGUCAUCUUCUUCCCAGCCAUCGCUUCCAGCUCCUUUGUGGAAGAAGUUUUGGCGUACUAGUGCCCAACCCCGUUGCAAGGAGGUGGCGUGGCGUGUGGUCUCAUCUUUACUUCCGGUCCGUGCCACGCUUCGUCGGAGAGGCAUGGAUGUUGAUCCUUUGUGCCCAGUGUGUGCUAAUGAGGAGGAGACUGUGUUUCACUUGUUCGUGUCUUGUCCAGUGGCCCAGAAUUUCUGGUUUGGCUCCCCCCUUUCCCUUCGUGUGCACGAAUUUAGCUCCAUGGAGGACUUCUUGGCGGUUUUUUUCCGAGCAGCUGAUGAUGAUGCCCUCGCAUUAUGGCAGGCGGGAGUGUACACUCUUUGGGAGAUGCGCAACCGUGUUGUUUUCCGAGAUGGUGAGAUUCCUGUGCCGGUAGCGGUCGUGAUCCAGCGAUGUUCCAUGCUAGCUGCUGCGCCGGUGUCAGAGGUAACGGUGGUGCCUAGACCAGCUCCGUUGUUGCAGGCAACUUGGGCGCGGCCACCUCGAGGUAUCUACAAGCUGAAUUUUGAUGCAGCUGUGGCUACCACGGGAGAGGUGGGUUUUGGUUUGAUUGUGAGGAAUAUGUUGGGCGAGGUUCUUGCUUCUGCAGCACAAUAUCUUCUCCAUGCAGCUUCAGCGAUCCUUGGGGAGGCAUUAGCCUUUCGCUGGUCUAUGCAGCUUGCCGUUCAGAUGGGUUUUCGUCGGGUGCUUUUUGAGACGGAUUGUCUGCAGCUGUUCCAGCUCUAG
Messenger RNA from Lotus japonicus, 1948 nucleotides. RefSeq lists its product as uncharacterized. The record is from RefSeq and is a predicted model, not a curated record. NCBI's taxonomy places the organism in Eukaryota, Viridiplantae, Streptophyta, Magnoliopsida, Fabales, Fabaceae. Gene Ontology annotation, molecular function: nucleic acid binding; RNA-DNA hybrid ribonuclease activity. The transcript has 2 exons. Bases 20 to 1948 code for a protein of 642 amino acids.